CGCACGUACGAGUCGCCCUGCCGCAGCCCGCCGGUGGCGCAGGUGUCUGGGGACCCCGAGCGUCUAGCCUGGGAGCAUGAUCGUGGACAAGCUGCUGGACGACAGCUGCGGCGGAGAGGGGCUGCUGGACGCGGCCGGCGACUGCGGCCUCAUGACCAGCCCGCUCAACCUGGCAUACUUCUACGGCGCCUCGCCGCCCUCGGCCCCCGGAGCCUGCGACACGGGCUACCUGUCCGCCGUGCCCUCCGCGCCCGGCUCGCCCGGCUCCGACUCCUCCGACUUCUCCUCCACUUCCUCCGUGUCCUCCUGCGGGGCCGUGGAGUCCCGCCCGAAAGGUGGCGCGCGCGCCGAGCGCCCGCAAGUUGAGCCCCAUAUGGGGGUUGGCAGGCAGCAGAGAGGACCAUUUCAAGGUGUUCGAGUGAAGAACUCGGUGAAGGAACUCCUCCUGCAUAUCCGAAGUAACAAACAGAGGACUUCUGGCCAGUCAGUGGAUGAGUUUAAGACACAGAGCACGAACACUGAGCAACACACGGAAUUAAAGAGUGCAGUAUCUGCAGUGGGGAAAAGAAAGGGGACUGAUAUUCCGUCCGAUGGACCAGUUUGCAAAAGGCCAGCUCUGUUGCCUACUCACUUUGUGACAUCAUCCCAAACACCUGCAGCUGGGGAGAGCAUGGAAGAUGUUUGUCACAAUGAAUCCAAGCUGGAGAGUCGUGCUGCUCUGCUUCAGAACAUUAUAAACAUUAAGAACGAGUACAGCCCAGUUUCACUGAACACUGUCCAGGUUAGCUGGAUGAGCCCCGUGGUACCACAGAACUCUCCAAGAGACCAAUGCCAGGACUUCCAUGGAGGACAGGUCUUCUCUCCGCCUCAGAAAUACCAACCAUUCCAAGUCAGUGGCUCUCCACAAAUGAUGGACCAGGCUUCUAUGUACCAGUAUACACCACAAACCCAGAACAUGCAGCAGCCACUCCCGCCACCGCCGCAGCAACAGCACUAUCCACACAACCCAACUCUGCAGUUCAGUCCUUAUUCCCAAACGGCCCAGUCUCCGAAGUAUGAAUCGAACCUCUUUGAUAAUCAAGAUCCACAGUUCUGCGCGGGCCAAAGUUUCGUGUCUCUUCUGAGUGGCCAAGGAGAAUCUGAGAAUGUUGCUGUCCCCGUUCAGGCUGCCCCCAUCGUCCCACCGCAAAAUGAGGUUCACCUGCAGAACUUUAGCCUGAUGCCCAAUAGUGCCUGUGAGGCAGUCGGGGUGCACGAUGCUGGCUCGCCCUCCUUAGGUGCUUCCCCAUCACUCCAGAACAUCCUGGGAAGCCCAAUGAACACCACACAGCUAGGGAAGUCGUUUUUUCAGUGGCAGGUAGAGCAGGAAGAAAGCAAAUUGGCAAAUAUUUCCCAAGACCAGUUUCUCUCCAGGGAUGCAGAUGGCGACACGUUUCUCCACAUUGCCGUUGCCCAGGGGAGGCGAGCACUUUCCUACGUCCUUGCAAGAAAGAUGAACGCCCUCCACAUGCUGGACGUCAAGGAGCACAAUGGGCAGAGCGCCUUCCAGGUGGCUGUCGCUGCCAAUCAGCACCUCAUUGUGCAAGAUCUGGUGAACCUUGGUGCCCAGGUCAACACCACCGACUGCUGGGGAAGAACCCCUCUGCACGUGUGUGCAGAGAAGGGCCACUCCCAGGUGCUCCAGGCAAUCCAGAAGGGAGCGGAGAGGAGCAAUCAGUUUGUGGAUCUUGAGGCGACCAACUACGAUGGCCUGACUCCCCUCCAUUGUGCCGUUGUGGCUCACAACGCUGUGGUCCAUGAGCUGCAGAGGAAUCAACAGCCUCGUUCGCCUGAAGUGCAGGAUCUCUUACUGAAGAAUAAGAGUCUGGUGGACACCAUUAAGUGUCUGAUUCAGAUGGGAGCAGCAGUGGAGGCGAAGGAUCGUAAAAGUGGCCGCACAGCCCUGCAUUUGGCAGCGGAAGAAGCAAAUCUGGAACUCAUUCGUCUCUUUUUGGAGUUGCCGAGCUGCCUGUCUUUCGUGAAUGCAAAGGCUUACAAUGGAAACACUGCCCUCCAUGUUGCUGCCAGCCUGCAGUAUCGAGUGACACAGUUGGAUGCAGUCCGUCUGUUGAUGAGGAAGGGAGCAGACCCGAGCACUCGGAACUUGGAGAAUGAGCAGCCCGUACAUUUGGUUCCCGAUGGCCCGGUGGGAGAACAGAUCCGGCGUAUCCUGAAGGGGAAGUCCAUUCAGCAGCGAGCACCACCGUACUAGCUCCAUGGCUUGGAGCCUGGUCAGCAACACUCACUGUCAGUUAGGCAGUCCUGAUGUAUCUGUACAUAGACCAUUUGCCCUGUACUGGCAAAUGUAAGUUGUUUCUAUGAAACAAACACAUUUAGUUCACUAUUAUAUAGUGGGUUAUAUUAAAAGAAAAGGAGAAAAAUAUCUAAUUUUCUUGGCAGAUUUGCAUAUUUCAUGCCCAGGUAUCUGGGAUCUAUACAUCUCAAUUUAUCUGAAUGGUAAAAUUGCAUUCAACAAGCAGUAGCUUUUGGGUAGAAAGAGACUCACGGGAAGAGGCUUGAUUUGUGGCAUAAAGCAUUGCUCAUGUAGCUCUUGCCAGUUUACAAUUAGGUGGACUUGAAAACACGGGAAGAAAAUUGAAAGCCUUUGAAAGGGGACAAAAAAUGUGGAUGUCCUGUUGAUGCCUCCCUGGUCUGAUACAGGAGCUGGUGGUUAAUACUCUCACUCUUUCACUAGGUGAGAGAGUUCUCUGUGGUUAGGAUGUGAUCUUUGAAGCUGUACAUAACUGUUAUUUUUACCUUUAAAAUGUUGUACAUAUUUGAUUGUUAACAUGGACAUUUGUAAAUCAAUAAAAGGGAAAAGAGCUAGUGAAUUGUUACCACUUAAAAAAUUAUGCACAAUUGAAGCAACUUGUAUUGCGUAAUUGCCCAACUAUAGUUUUUGAAGGUGAAGCAAAAGGUGAAGUGUGUCCCAAAGUUGCUAUGUUUGGUUUGCAAAUGGGCUGCUGAAGCAUUGGAAAGAGGUUAUUGCACAUUCUUGAAGAGACCCUUUUUAUGAAUCACCUCUUAGAAUUUGUGAUUUACAUAAAGUUGUUAAAUUUUCUGUUUGUCCUUAAUAGAAAUUACAAAAAUUCAUUAUUGUUUCCUGUUGUCAAAUAGUAAUAUGAUGUGGUGUUUAUACUAUUCAUAAAAAUGUUUUAGAUUUUUAGUAAUGUUAAUUUUUUGACAUUAUUUUGCUUACAUUUGAUAUGCCUGGGAAGAAUAUAUUUAGCUUUGAUUGUGUGCUGAUUCUUUGUAAUAAAUAUGAUCCAUUUAAAAUGA
Molecule: messenger RNA, 3318 nt
Organism: Psammomys obesus (fat sand rat)
Lineage: Eukaryota; Metazoa; Chordata; Mammalia; Rodentia; Muridae
Gene: Nfkbiz
Product: NFKB inhibitor zeta
Exons: 12
Coding region: 77-2251 (724 amino acids)
Biological process (GO): regulation of gene expression
Cellular component (GO): nucleus
Molecular function (GO): POU domain binding; DNA binding
Source: RefSeq, a predicted model, not a curated record